Molecule: messenger RNA, 4509 nt
Organism: Theobroma umbraticum
Lineage: Eukaryota; Viridiplantae; Streptophyta; Magnoliopsida; Malvales; Malvaceae
Product: peroxidase superfamily protein
Biological process (GO): response to oxidative stress; hydrogen peroxide catabolic process
Molecular function (GO): heme binding; peroxidase activity
Source: RefSeq, a predicted model, not a curated record
UCUUUAGGGUUAGGGUUUUCCUUCACGAGAAAAGUCGUUAUGUUCAUCAGAUCACUAGUUUUUAGUAACUUUUUGUAUGCAUACAAAAUUCUUCAACUUUAUGGGAAAAGGUGCUUUCUAGAAUAAUGGGUGUGGGAAGCCUACACUACGAAGGAAGAGAACCCUAAAGAUGGGAGGAGGGCAGUGUAAAAACAGAAAAUGUGUAUCCUGGUGUACAUGCAUGGAGGAACAAGGAUGCAGCAAUACCUUUUAACCAUUCCCAUUAGGCUUUUUUCCUUUGGAAUCCAUGACUUUUUCUUCCCCUUUAAGCUAAUUCACUGAUAAGGAGGUGGAGUUCAAUAAAUGAAUGGUAUAUAUAUGAACAUUUCGCAAAAGGAAACCGAGUGAUGUUUCUAGAUAUUAGCGGAUGGUACUGAGAAAACUUUUUCUUGCGAGGAUCUGGUUCCACACUAGUCUUUCCCCCAUUUUGCACUGUCUCAGCUAGGAAAACGUACAGUCCCUCUAAACAUGCUGAGCUUUACACAUAUAUGGCCGUACAAGAUAUAAAGCAGAGACUUUAUGAAUAAACCCUUGUGGAGAAAUGGCAAAUAGAGAUUGGGAAAGUUUUCAGUUGCAUGCAUUAUCAUCAGCUCCUUUGGCUAUCCCUCAAAAGAAUAUUCAUAUGCCAAGACCAGUUUAUAUGCAUGUAUGCUUCUCGGAAGUUUCAAUAUAUAGGCAUGCACAUUACAACAAAUUUGGGUUUUAAGUACAUUUCUCUAGGCAUUGAAAUCUUAAAAAUUAUAUAUAGUUAUUUAAAUUUUUAAUUACAGUUUUUACUAGUGUAGUUAAUCUCUAUAGUUAUAUUUUAUUUAUGAUGUUAUUAAAAUUUUGUAUAGUAUAAUCAAAUUUAUAAAAUAUGUUAUUGAAAUUUUUUUAAUGGUGCAUUUUAAAUUGCACAAUUCUAAUCAAAUUUGUCAUAGUGGUACCGGCAUUUCCUAGAAAAUUAAAAAAGAGAAUAAAUCUACGAAUUCCACUAGUAAACUUUGGUAUUUAACCUAAGUAACUACAGCAGGCCUCUGGCGACAAUUGAAACCGACCGACCAAGACAGCAAGAGGAGCUUAUCUAUUUCCUACCUUGACUAGCUAGGAUGACUCCUUAAGGACUUGAGUUCAUUGAUAUAUGCAAGAAUGCUGCCUCGAGUAUUGUUGGUGUAAACAACAUGAAAACAAAGACUCACAAAUUUGUCUAUGGAACCAUAUACACGAGAGUGAUGAGGACAGAGAUCUAAAUGUCAUGCAUUAGCUGGGGGUGAACCAUCUUUGGAAACAAGAUUUACAUUGACAAAACAUGUAAGACUUUGAAGAUAAGAUGCGUGAAAGAAUGAUCAACUUUUCCCGAAAUUGUCUUGUCAGUAUCUUCAUCUAAGGUGGAUCCCGUUUUGGAAGAAUUUUGCAUGCAACAGCUGGCUUGGAAAUGUAGAUCCUGCAUUUCCAUUUCUAUACGUUCUUCAUUCUUUUGAGCAAUUUGGGAAAUUAACUUUGCAUUGAUCAUUCACAUUGAUCCACAAAGCAAAACGUUCUGAGGGGGUUCAAAGAUUGUAGUUGAACCUCCAUGUGCAUGAAAAGAAUGAGAGGUGGGCAGUCCAUGUGAGUGUGACAUGAUCUGCAGAAACUGGCGGUCCAACAGAAGAAGUUGUACUAUGGCUUUGGAAAGAAGAUAUCUGUAGUGUAAACAUGGGUAGGUUACCAGUUCACUCAACGUCACGAAGAAGAAGAGGGGAUAAAGAUUGUUUGUAUUUUUCCCCUCCUAACCCAUGGUAUGAACAUUUCCUUCAUUGGUGGGGUGAAGAGGGGGUUUGCUCAAGCAUUGCUGGAAAGUGGAAAGUUCAAAAGAUGGAAAAGCUUACACUUGUUUUUUUCCUAAGAAAAAAAGAAAGAUAGAGUUGCUGUUGACAUCACAAUCUUUCUUAAAAAAAAAAAACCCAAAAAAAAAAAAAAGGAAGAAGAAGAAGAAGCUCUCAUAGUUAUCUUCAACAAUAAUAAUAAUUAGACUGAUCAAAUGCCUUUAUAGAAAUGAUAUCCAUCAGCUGUCUUACAUCUAUGCUGCAAAGUUAGGUCAGGUCACUUUCCUAGAUUUAUAUGAGAUUCUUAGCUUAAUUCAAUUAAGAAAUUGUUUUUGGUUUAAAUAAAAUAUCAGAAAGCCAUACAAAAUUAAUUUCUAUACUAUGACCUAAUUGAGAAAUAAUCUUGAAAAUAUUCUUUCUAUAUAAUUUUAGCACCUACUUAGUUGGUACAUUCAAAGUGAAACAGGAAGCUGAUAUUUCAACUAUAUGAUAAUACAUUAAAAAGCAUAUUGGGUGUAGAUGCAAAUUAAUCAGGAAAAUGAGAGAGAAAAAGCUUACAAUUAUAAGCCUAAUCAAGCCUAUAUAUGUCCGGCCAGAAAUGAACUAAACAACCAAGAGUGUUUAUAUGGUGAAUCGAUCAUCCCUAUCCCCCCCUUUUUUUUUUGGGCCUCAUCUUCCUUAACCCUAAUUCUUUUUCCGAGAAAAUUAGCUUCGAGAGAAAAAUUUGAAUGCAAAUAUUAUCGGAGAAAAAAUAUGAUUAGAAAUUAGGUUAUGUCUCCAUGAACUAAUUUCGAUAAAUUGACCGAAAAGGAUGGAUAAGUAUACGUAAAGUAAUGAAGGCAUCCGGGGAGGGCAUUAUGUUUAUGUAGAUGAGGUUCAAAAUCAAAAUCUUGUCAUUCAAUUUAAAAAGAAAUAAUAAUUGAGAAGAAUAAAGUUGUCUUUGUUGAAUUUGGAGCACAUAGAUUCUGUGCUAGAAUUGUCCGAGGAUCAAUUUUCAGGAUCAAAAGGUGAGCAACACUUCAUGGGCGGCGUUGUGUAGUGUUCUGUAGGACCUUUCUCUUGUUGGACCUCCUGCAAGUCCUGCUUUUGUGGACAUGAAUGGGGCCUGAAAAGCAAGAAACAACUUUUCCGUAAGGAUGUAAACCAGUUUUGAAAAAAAAAAAGAGGGCCAAGUGCAUCAAUUCCUGUGUUUUGGAUCAGUCCUUUCAAUACAACAGCCGAAGCUCACCCAAAUUUUAACAGGAAAGUACCAAUUAAAAUCUCAAGAAGAUAUGAUUACAAUGUUUGAUAUACAAAUAUUUUACCGAAAAUAUGAUGGAAUUAAUUAACCUUCUCACUUCGCACACAGUGGUAGGGUAUCCAAACCACCAAUAGGCACUAACCACUCUCUCUGUCAGCAAAAAUACAACAAUGGCAGAUUGCACUCUUUCUGUUAUCCUUCAAAAGCUUCAAGCAGCACAUGGCGUUCGGUAUAUAUGCGUUUCUCAUGACGAGACAUAAACUUGACCUAUUCCAUGGCUUGACUGCUUCUUCACUUAACCACCCCAUCGGCUUGGAAGCUCUCCAUUGCUCCCUUACUCUCAAACAACAAUCUUAUAUAAAGAAAUCAUCUUCACUUACAGUUCCACCAUCUAUAGAGUAGAAGAUGGCCAAGCACUUAGCUUUCUGUUUGGUGAUGCUGAAGCUUUCCAUCGCAUUUGCUAAUGUGCCAAACACCCUGAACGAAACAUGUCUCGAUGACAUUGAUAUCGUGCUGCAGAUUAACUUGUAUAAGAACAGCUGCCCAGAUGCAGAACCCAUCAUCUUCUCUUGGGUUCAAAAUGCGGUAUCCCAGGACUCCAGGAUGGCAGCUUCGCUGCUUCGUCUUCAUUUCCAUGAUUGCUUUGUUAAUGGCUGUGAUGCUUCAGUGUUAUUGGAUGAUACUGAGGAUUUCAUCGGUGAGAAAACUGCACCACCAAACUUGAAUUCUCUGAGGGGGUUCGAAGUGAUCGAUGCCAUUAAAGCUGAGCUUGAGUCUGUUUGCCCUGGAACUGUUUCUUGUGCUGAUAUUCUUGCAACGGUUGCCAGGGACUCCGUCGUUCUAGCAGGGGGUCCUAGUUGGGAAGUCGAGAUGGGCAGGAAGGACAGCUUGGUUGCUAGCAAAGCAGCAGCCAUAAACAACAUUCCAGGCCCAAAUUCCACCGUGCCAACACUGGUUGCCAAGUUUCAGAACGUUGGGCUCUCGUUCAAUGACAUGGUUGCCCUCUCCGGUGCACACACAAUGGGAAUGGCUCGAUGCUCCACGUUCAGCUCAAGACUUCACGGCUUAAACGGUCCAGACAUCAAUCUGGAUUUCCUCGAAACUCUGCAGCAGUUGUGCUCGGAAUCAGACAGCAACACCAAGCUUGCACAUCUCGAUCUAGCGACCCCAGCAACAUUCGACAACCAGUACUACGUUAACCUUCUUUCUGGUGAGGGAUUGCUACCGUCCGACCAGGCCUUAGUCACUCAGGAUUACCAAACUCGCCAGCUUGUACUCUCCUAUGCUGAGGACCCUUUGGCUUUCUUCGAGGAUUUCAAGAAUUCUAUGUUGAAAAUGGGAAGCUUAGGGGCACUAACUGGGAAUGAAGGCGAGAUUCGUAGGAAUUGCAGGAUCGUGAACUAAUGAACUUCGAUUGCCUAGAAAGUUAUGGUAGUUAGGCUUCUA